Humulus lupulus (European hop) is the source of this 1943-nucleotide messenger RNA. RefSeq lists its product as uncharacterized. Bases 1 to 1875 code for a protein of 624 amino acids. The record is from RefSeq and is a predicted model, not a curated record. The transcript is spliced from 9 exons. Gene Ontology annotation, biological process: proteolysis. NCBI's taxonomy places the organism in Eukaryota, Viridiplantae, Streptophyta, Magnoliopsida, Rosales, Cannabaceae. Gene Ontology annotation, molecular function: cysteine-type peptidase activity.
AUGGGUAUGAUGGAAGAACUCAAAUUUCCCCCAAAGAGGUAUAGCGAUAUAAUUGACGAGAGAGAAUGGUUACAAUUUGUAACUAGUCGUCUAAGUCCAGAGUUUCAAAUAGUGCAUCAAGAACAAAAAAACCGUGCAUUACUAAUGAAGUCAAGGCAUCGAACCUCUCGUAGAGGAAUGGCUAAUAUAAGAGAAGAUUUGAAAAAAGAACGAAAUAUUCAAAAUCCAGAGAGGUAUCAAGUUUGGCUUAGAUCGCGUGAAAAAAAUAAAGUUCUUGUGACAGAGCUAGACCGACAAAUUGCCGAAAAGAUAGAGGACGUCAAAGAAAAAGUGAUUCGUGGCGAAAUUACAGCUCAGGGUCGAGAUGACAUCUUGACUCAAGCAUUAGGGACACCAGAACACCCAGGUCGUGUUCGAGCUGGCGGGUUCACUGCGACCGUUUCCAAAAUGUUUGGAAAAAAACAUAAAACAAUGACUGCAAGAGAGGAGAUUGCUCGACUAAAAGCUGAGAUUGAAGAGCUAAAAAGACAUAAAUUUAGCACAGAAGAGGAAUUUGCUCAAAAUGAAGAAUAUAAUGAGGAAAACGAUGAGUGUGGAUACAACGAUGAAGGGCAAUUUGAUGAGGGACAAUAUUAUGAGAAUACAAGUGAUGAAGUCUAUCGACCUGCCCCCAACGCAGAUGAUCAUUUUCAUCAAACCGAAGACUAUCCUUUUGAUGAAGAUGAUGGAUCAUCAAUUUAUGAGUCUCCGCCACCACCGACCUAUGAAGUUUAUUUGUGUUCUGAUAAUAUUGACAAUGUGGUGGCUAAAGGUGUACCCAUUGUACCAAACAUGGGUAGCCAAAUUACCGUCCAUGGAAAUGUACUUGAUGAUUCAGUUGCGAGGGUUUGGCUUAUAGAUGUCUUACAAGAAGAAGCUGAGAUCCCUAUUCCCUUUGGUAACGUACGAUAUGUUGGGGACGCACGAGACACAUUCUUGCCUUGGCCUAAAAAUUUAAUUGUGGCUUGUCAGGGUCCAUCUUCAUCUAAUCACAAAUCCCUAUCUCGAAGCCCACAUUUAUCAUCAGUUGGAUCUCACGUAGUCAUCCCCGCUGAAAUAACUCAACCAGAACCUUCAAAUUGGUUAACAGAUAACCAAUGGGACAAAAUUGAUAUGAGUCUAAAAUUCAUAGUGAAGGAGUAUUAUUCCAAUAAAGGAAUAGAUGGGGUUGUACAAGUUCCCGUUGACCCGGAGUUUAUAGGAGAACGCGAGGCUAUCUUCAUCACUUCGGAAGACGUUUAUCAAGCAGCCUCCAUGGAUAAUAUUGGAUCCUCAGCUAUGCUGUUUGGUAUGAGAUGCAUUUGGGAAAGCAUGCACCCAAAUUCACGACAAUUAUAUAAAUUUUUUGACACCGAACAUCUUUCUAUUGGCAAUGAUGAAAGUAAAAACUAUACGGUGGAUCUUAUAGCCAAAUGGAUGAUGACUAUGGAUAGACGAGGCCAAAUAUAUUUCAUUCCUUGGAUUGUUGAUCGACAUUGGAUGUUGGUGCUCGUGAUGAUGCGGGGGAUGACCAUAAUUUUGGACCCUUUAAAAAAUCAUAAAUCUCCACCAAUAAUUACGGAGGUUAUGGAAAAAGCAUACGCACAAUGUUUGGAAAAUGAAUACAUCGGCACAUUUACAAAAUUGGUGAGAGGUUCUUGUCCAAAACAACCUGAAAGUCAUGAAUGUGGUUAUUAUGUACUAAGAUACAUUUAUGAUCUUGUAAAUGCACCGAAUCCAGCAGAAGUUAUCAAGAAGAAAUGGUUUGACAAAAAGCAAUUCAAUGUCAAAGAGGAUCUACUACCACUACAAAGUGAUUGGUUAGCUAGAUUAAUGCCAUUUGUUUAUGAAAACUAAAUUUUUGUAUGUAUGUAAGAUUAAAGUGCUAACUUAUAUUGGUUAGAAUGAUUAAAGUCUUUAAUUCA